AUGUCAGAUGAAGAAGCCACUUAUGUAGUUGAACAAGUCACAAUUAGCGAAUCUGAAGACGAGUUCGACUACCAAGAAGUCUCAGUUGAGUCCGAAGAAGAAUCAGUCCACGAGGAGCAAGACUACGAAUCCUUAAUCAACGCCACCAAGCCAAAAACAGAAACUGCCCAGCCUCCUAUUGAAAAACUCGAAAGCAAGUUCACCUACUCCAACGAAUCCACCGACGAUUUCGUCAGAAACUUCUUAGUCAGGCUUGGCAUGCAAAAAACCCUUGAAGCUUUCCAAGCUGAAUGGUAUGAGCUCAAAGCCAAAGGCAAACUUAAACAUGAAGACAUCGCCCCAGUACCUGACGUUUAUUUAAAAAACCAAGAACUCAGAGACCUCGUCAGCGGAAUGCGCAAAGACCUUGAGAAAGCUCAGCUGAUUGCUGAAAAAGCUAAAGCGACCUGGGACAAGCUCAGGAAAAAGCGAGAUUUCCAUAAAAUGCAUCAUAAUAGAGUCCAGCAAGAAAAGGUAAAACUCUGCACAGAUAUAGACAAAUUGAAAAAAAGCCACGAGCAGUAUGAAAAUAGGUAUAAAGAGCUGGCUGCCAAAUAUGAAGCAGCAAUGAAAGAAAAAAUGCUGAUGAAGCUAGAAAGAGAUAGGCUGAGAGGGAAGGUAGAAAGCCUUGAAAAAUCAUUGAGUCAGACCCAUCAAGAAGCUCCACCUGCAGUAGAUACUAAAAAACUAACAGUAACUAAAUCAAAAACCAAACCGCCAGGUGCUCCAUGGCCAGCUGAAAAUAGGCCUAACCCUUAUUUGGGUAUAACAGCCCUUGAGCCAGUCCAUAUAGAGUCCUAUACAUGUAACCGCACUUAUAAAGGUCACCAGCUUGCUAUAUCAGGCUUGGCGUUGCACCCAAGAAAAGCCAUUUUGGCCACUGUAAGUGACGACCAUACCUGGAAAAUGUGGAGCAUCACCAAUGGAGAAUUAAUCAUGUCUGGAGAAGGUCAUACUGACUGGGUUUCAGGUGUCUGUUUCCACCCCAAAGGCACGCUUCUGGCUACUUGUUCAGGCGACCAAACAGUCAAAAUCUGGGACUUUGUGAACGCAAUCUGCAUGUCUACCUUUACCCAGCAUACCCAAGCAGUCUGAAAUGUUGAUUUUCACGACACUGGCGACUUCUUAGCCAGCUGUUCUAUGGACCAUUCUUUAAGACUAUGGGACAUUUCGACAGGAAAAUGCCGACAAAGCUAUAGAGGACACGUAGAUUCAGUCAACCAUUGCAAAUUCCAGCCUUAUUCUAAUAUGCUGUGCUCAGCGUCAGGGGAUAAAACAGUUUCAGUCUGGGAUAUGAGGAGCGCCCAAUGUGUCCAGACGUUUUAUGGGCAUUUAAAUAGUGUAAACCAUGUAAAUUACUCCCAUAGAGGAGAUGCAAUAGCCAGCUGUGAUAGUGAUGGAGUGGUAAAGCUGUGGGAUGUAAAAAUGGUAAGGGAAAGGACUCAGUUUGAUAGUGGCCAACUACCGGCUAAUGUAAGCAUUUUUGAUAAAAGUGGAGGAAUUUUGGCUAUUGGCAGCGAGGAUGGAGGGAUUUAUUGCUUUAAUACGCUGACAUCAGAAGUAGUGCAGACGCUGACGCAACAUGAACAAGGGGUGCAAGAUCUUGUGUUUGAUCCGAAUGGGAGAUUUUUGGUGUCAGGAGGUGCAGAUGCGACAUUUAGGAUAUGGCAGUAA
Blepharisma stoltei is the source of this 1713-nucleotide messenger RNA. The record is from the annotation of a GenBank genome assembly. NCBI's taxonomy places the organism in Eukaryota, Ciliophora, Heterotrichea, Heterotrichida, Blepharismidae.